Molecule: messenger RNA, 1375 nt
Organism: Ictalurus furcatus (blue catfish)
Lineage: Eukaryota; Metazoa; Chordata; Actinopteri; Siluriformes; Ictaluridae
Gene: ctsh
Product: cathepsin H
Exons: 12
Coding region: 91-1071 (326 amino acids)
Biological process (GO): immune response
Cellular component (GO): lysosome
Molecular function (GO): cysteine-type endopeptidase activity
Source: RefSeq, a predicted model, not a curated record
GCCUCAGACUGCAGGUCGCACACACUCUCACUCACACACACACUCACACACACACACACACAUAGAGCAGCAGUGUAAUCCGCUUUAAACAUGAAAAUACUUAUUGUAACUGUUGCAUUGUUGCACUGCGUGUGUGCAACACCCCUGCUUACGGAAGAAGAUGAAUAUGUCUUCAAAACAUGGAUGUCUGAGCACAAUAAACAGUAUGGCCUGGAAGAGUAUUACCAGAGGCUGCAGAUCUUCACUGAGAAUAAGAAGAAAAUCGACACCCACAAUGCUGGAAAUCACAAAUUCAGAAUGGGACUAAACCAGUUCUCGGAUAUGACCUUUGCUGAAUUCAAGAAAUUCUACCUUCUGAAAGAACCUCAGGAAUGUAAUGCUACCAAAGGGAAUCACGUUAGAGGUGUCGGCUUGUACCCAGACUCCAUUGACUGGAGGAAGAAAGGAAACUACGUCACUGAAGUUAAAAAUCAGGGUGCUUGUGGCAGCUGCUGGACUUUCUCAACCACAGGCUGCCUGGAGUCUGUCACGGCCAUCGCCACAGGGAAACUCCCUUUACUGGCAGAGCAGCAGUUGGUGGAUUGCGCUGGCGCGUUCAACAAUCAUGGCUGCAACGGUGGACUUCCCAGUCAAGCCUUUGAGUACAUCAUGUACAACAAAGGGCUCAUGACAGAGGACGACUAUCCGUACGUUGGUCGAGACGGUCCAUGUAAGUUCGAUCCUAAGCUUGCUGCUGCCUUCGUGAAGGAUGUGGUGAACAUCACAAAAUAUGACGAGAUGGGGAUAGUGGACGCCGUGGCCAGGCUCAACCCCGUCAGCAUCGCUUUCGAGGUGCUGCCCGAAUUCAUGCACUACAAAGACGGCGUGUACACCAGCAAUGAGUGUCACAACACUACCGAAACGGUGAAUCAUGCCGUGCUUGCUGUGGGUUAUGCUGAGGAGAACGGCACUCCCUACUGGAUAGUAAAGAACUCUUGGGGACCGCAGUGGGGCAUUGACGGAUAUUUCUACAUCGAAAGAGGACAGAACAUGUGCGGUCUUGCUGCUUGCGCAUCAUAUCCAUUAGUGUGAAACAUUCAGCCGCGUUCAAACCGAAAAGGGAAAAUCAUCGAGAGUCCAGCUUGACGCUGUCUUCGUUUUUUUUUGUGUGUGUCAAUCAGAAAUAACACAAUUAUUCUGCGUUAAAAAAAAUCAUCAUUUUACCAAUUGUUCAGUUUAUCUGACAUUUAUUGAACAAAUGAUUGUCUUUUCAUUUAAAUGCUUCAUCAUUUUAUCAAAGCUUUUGACUGUUUUAUAUCUUUAUGCAUUGGUCACAGUUCUGCCACCUGAUUUGAAUAAUAAUUAAAAAAAACCUGAAUAAAAAAAAUAAAACCCU